Salvelinus fontinalis (brook trout) is the source of this 6126-nucleotide messenger RNA. RefSeq lists its product as uncharacterized. The transcript is spliced from 2 exons. NCBI's taxonomy places the organism in Eukaryota, Metazoa, Chordata, Actinopteri, Salmoniformes, Salmonidae. The coding region runs from base 1 to 1779 and encodes 592 amino acids. The record is from RefSeq and is a predicted model, not a curated record.
AUGUUUCCCAGACCCCAAGUCCUGUCCCCCCCCCCCCCAUUACCAAUGUUUCCCAGACCCCAAGUCCUGUCCCCCCCUUUACCAAUGUUUCCCGACCCCAAGUCCUGUCCCCCCCAUUACCAAUGUUUCCCAGACCCCAAGUCCUGUCCCCCCCCAUUACCAAUGUUCCCCAGACCCCAAGUCCUGUCCCCCCCUUUACCAAUGUUCCCCAGACCCCAAGUCCUGUACCCCCCCUUUACCAAUGUUUCCCAGACCCCAAGUCCUGUCCCCCCCUUUACCAAUGUUUCCCAGACUCCAAGUCCUGUCCCCCCCAUUACCAAUGUUUCCCGGACCCCAAGUCCUGCCCCCCCCCAUUACCAAUGUUCCCCAGACCCCAAGUCCUGUCCCCCCCUUUACCAAUGUUCCCCAGACCCCAAGUCCUGUCCCCCCCCCUUUACCAAUGUUUCCCAGACCCCAAGUCCUGUCCCCCCCUUUACCAAUGUUUCCCAGACUCCAAGUCCUGUCCCCCCCUUUACCAAUGUUUCCCAGACCCCAAGUCCUGUCCCCCCCGUUUACCAAUGUUUCCCGACCCCAAGUCCUGUCCCCCCCAUUACCAAUGUUUCCCAGACCCCAAGUCCUGUCCCCCCCAUUACCAAUGUUUCCCAGACCCCAAGUCCUGUCCCCCCCUUUACCAAUGUUUCCAAUGUCCUGUCCCCCCCUUUACCAAUGUUUCCCAUGUCCUGUCCCCCCCCUUUACCAAUGUUUCCCAGUCCCCAAGUACUGUCCCCCCCUUUACCAAUGUUUCCAAUGUCCUGUCCCCCCCUUUACCAAUGUUUCCCAUGUCCUGUCCCCCCCUUUACCAAUGUUUCCCAGACCCCAAGUCCUGUCCCCCCCUUUACCAAUGUUUCCAAUGUCCUGUCCCCCCCUUUACCAAUGUUUCCCAUGUCCUGUCCCCCCCUUUACCAAUGUUUCCCAGACCCCAAGUCCUGUCCCCCCCUUUACCAAUGUUUCCAAUGUCCUGUCCCCCCCUUUACCAAUGUUUCCCAUGUCCUGUCCCCCCCUUUACCAAUGUUUCCCAGACCCCAAGUCCUGUCCCCCCCUUUACCAAUGUUUCCAAUAUCCUGUCCCCCCCUUUACCAAUGUUUCCAAUGUCCUGUCCCCCCCUUUACCAAUGUUUCCCAGACCCCAAGUCCUGUCCCCCCCUUUACCAAUGUUUCCAAUGUCCUGUCCCCCCCUUUACCAAUGUUUCCCAUGUCCUGUCCCCCCCUUUACCAAUGUUUCCCAGACCCCAAGUCCUGUCCCCCCCCUUACCAAUGUUUCCAAUGUCCUGUCCCCCCCUUUACCAAUGUUUCCAAUGUCCUGUCCCCCCCUUUACCAAUGUUUCCAAUGUCCUGUCCCCCCCUUUACCAAUGUUUCCAAUGUCCUGUCCCCCCCUUUACCAAUGUUUCCCAUGUCCUGUCCCCCCCUUUACCAAUGUUUCCCAUGUCCUGUCCCCCCCUUUACCAAUGUUUCCCAAGUCCUGUCCCCCCCUUUACCAAUGUUUCCCAGACCCCAAGUCCUGUCCCCCCCCUUUACCAAUGUUUCCCAGACCCCAAGUCCAGUCCACCAUUUUGUUCCCCCUCAGCCCUCCUGACCUCCCUCAUGAUGAAGAUUGUUUCAGUCCACCAUUUUGUUCCUCCUGACCUCCCUCAUGAUGAAGACUGUUUCAGUCCACCAUGUUGUUCCCCCUCAGCCCUCCUGACCUCCCUCAUGAUGAAGGCUGUUUCAGUCCACCAUUUUGUUCCCCCUCAGCCCUCCUGACCUCCCUCAUGAUGAAGGCUGUUUCAGUCCACCAUUUUGUUCCCCCUCAGCCCUCCUGACCUCCCUCAUGAUGAAGAUUGUUUCAGUCCACCAUGUUGUUCCUCCUGACCUCCCUCAUGAUGAAGGCUGUUUCAGUCCACCAUUUUGUUCCCCCUCAGCCCUCCUGACCUCCCUCAUGAUGAAGAUUGUUUCAGUCCACCAUGUUGUUCCUCCUGACCUCCCUCAUGAUGAAGGCUGUUUCAGUCCACCAUUUUGUUCCCCCUCAGCCCUCCUGACCUCCCUCAUGAUGAAGAUUGUUUCAGUCCACCAUGUUGUUCCUCCUGACCUCCCUCAUGAUGAAGGCUGUUUCAGUCCACCAUUUUGUUCCCCCUCAGCCCUCCUGACCUCCCUCAUGAUGAAGAUUGUUUCAGUCCACCAUGUUGUUCCCCCUCAGCCCUCCUGACCUCCCUCAUGAUGAAGGCUGUUUCAGUCCACCAUUUUGUUCCCCCUCAGCCCUCCUGACCUCAUCUCUCAUCUCUCUGCUGAUUUAGUUGUCGUCACAACAGAGCCAUUGUGACACAGGGUAUUGAUGAUCGUCAAACAACAGUUUGUUUUAUGAGAUGUGAGUACCCUAAUCAAUACAAUCAUCAAUCAUGCAAAUAUCCGCCAUUGAUUAAUGCCGUAUCUUUUUAACUGUAUCCGUUUGAUUUAUGAUUGUAGAUAUAAUUUGUUUUAAAAUAAAGAGCUUUAGUCUGUGAACAACUUGUCCAUUUGUAAAAGGCUGAUGUGGAAAAAGGACCCUCAUUAUUAGACUGCCUGAGGCUCUGUAGGAUGUGUCUCUGGAGAUUAUUAGACUCCCUGAGGGUCUGUAGGAUGUGUCUCUGGAGAUUAUUAGACUCCCUGAGGAUCUGUAGGAUGUGUCUCUGGAGAUUAUUAGACUGCCUGAGGCCCUGUAGGAUGUGUCUCUGGAGACUCCCAGAGGGUCUGUAGGAUGUGUCUGGAGACAUGCUAUCUGGAGAUUAUUAGACUCCCUGAGGCUCUGUAGGAUGUGUCUCUGGAGAUGAUUAGACUCCCUGAGGCUCUGUAGGAUGUGUCUCUGGAGAUUAUUAGACUCCCUGAGGCUCUGUAGGAUGUGUCUCUGGAGAUUAUUAGACUGCCUGAGGCUCUGUAGGAUGUGUCUCUGGAGAUUAUUAGACUCCCUGAGGCUCUGUAGGAUGUGUCUCUGGAGAUGAUUAGACUCCCUGAGGCUCUGUAGGAUGUGUCUCUGGAGAUUAUUAGACUCCCUGAGGCUCUAUAGGAUGUGUCUCUGGAGACAUGCUAUCUGGAGAUGAUUAGACUCCCUGAGGCUCUGUAGGAUGUGUCUCUGGAGAUUAUUAGACUCCCUGAGGAUCUGUAGGAUGUGUCUCUGGAGAUGAUUAGACUCCCUGAGGGUCUGUAGGAUGUGUCUCUGGAGACAUGCUAUCUGGAGAUGAUUAGACUCCCUGAGGCUCUGUAGGAUGUGUCUCUGGAGAUUAUUAGACUCCCUGAGGCUCUGUAGGAUGUGUCUCUGGAGAUUAUUAGACUCCCUGAGGGUCUGUAGGAUGUGUCUCUGGAGAUUAUUAGACUGCCUGAGGCCCUGUAGGAUGUGUCUCUGGAGACUGCCUGAGGCUCUGUAGGAUGUGUCUCUGGAGAUUAUUAGGAAUAGGAAUAGGGUGCCAUAGGGUCCUGGUCUAAAGUAGUGCACUAUAUAGGGAAUAGGGCUCUGGUCUAAAGUAGUGCACUAUAUAGGGAAUAGGGUGCCAUAGGGCUCUGGUUUAAAGUAGUGCACUAUAUAGGGAAUAGGGCUCUGGUCUAAAGUAGUGCACUAUAUAUAGGGAAUAGGGUGCCAUAGGGCUCUGGUCUAAAGUAGUGCACUAUAUAUAGGGAAUAGGGUGCCAUAGGGCUCUGGUUUAAAGUAGUGCACUAUAGAGGGAAUAGGGCUCUGGUUUAAAGUAGUGCACUAUAUAGGGAAUAGGGCUCCAUAGGGCUCUGGUCUAAAGUAGUGCACUAUAUAGGGAAUAGGGCUCCAUAGGGCUCUGGUCUAAAGUAGUGCACUAUAUAUAGGGAAUAGGGAGUCAUAGGGCUCUGGUCUAAAGUAGUGCACUAUAUAGGGAAUAGGGCUCCAUAAGGCUCUGGUCUAAAGUAGUGCACUAUAUAGGGAAUAGGGCUCCAUAGGGCUCUGGUCUAAAGUAGUGCACUAUAUAGGGAAUAGGGUGCCAUAGGGCUCUGGUCUAUAGUAGUGCACUAUAUAUAACAAAAAUAAAUAUAUUAUUUCACCUUUAUUUAACCAGGUAGGCCAGUUGAGAAGAAGUUCUCAUUUACAACUGCGACCUGGCCAAGAAUAAAGCAAAGCAGUUCGACACAAACAACAACACAGAGUUAAACAUGGAAUAAACAAACAUACAGUCAAUAAUACAAUAGAAAAAAGUAUAUAUACAGUGAGUGCAAAUGAGGUGAGAUAAGGGAGGUAAGGCAAUAAAUAGGCCAUAGUGGCGAAAUAAUUACAAUAUAGCAAUUAAACACUGGAGUGAUAGAUGUGCAGAAGAUGAGCUCCGUUAGACUAUCCUACCAAUCACUGGAGAAUAAACUGGAUGAGCUCCGUUAGAGACUAUCCUACCAAUCACUGGAGAAUAAACUGGAUGAGCUCCGUUAGAGACUAUCCUACCAAUCACUGGAGAAUAAACUGGAUGAGCUCCGUUAGAGACUAUCCUACCAAUCACUGGAGAAUAAACUGGAUGAGCUCCGUUAGAGACUAUCCUACCAAUUGUACGUUUGUUAAUAGAACGGAGGGGAGAGGCAGGUUAUUUUUUUUCUUAAGUAGUUUCGUCGGGGUGCCCGCACUUCGGCCUCUCAAGCAGUCUUUUCCUUUUAUGAGUCUUUGGGAUCAGGGCCCGGUCCAGUCUUUGGGAUCGGGGCCCGGUCCAGUCUCUGGGAUCGGGGCCCGGUCCAGUCUCUGGGAUCGGGGCCCGGUCCAGUCUCUGGGAUCGGGGCCCGGUCCAGUCUCUGGGAUCGGGGCCCGGUCCAGUCUCUGGGAUCGGGGCCCGGUCCAGUCUCUGGGAUCGGGGCCCGGUCCAGUCUCUGGGAUCGGGGCCCGGUCCAGUCUCUGGGAUCGGGGCCCGGUCCAGUCUCUGGGAUCGGGGCCCGGUCCAGUCUCUGGGAUCGGGGCCCGGUCCAGUCUCUGGGAUCGGGACCCGGUCCAGUCUUUGGGAUCGGGACCCGGUCCAGUCUUUGGGAUCGGGGCCCGGUCCAGUCUUUGGGAUCGGGGCCCGGUCCAGUCUUUGGGAUCGGGGCCCGGUCCAGUCUUUGGGAUCGGGGCCCGGUCCAGUCUCUGGGAUCGGGGCCCGGUCCAGUCUCUGGGAUCGGGGCCCGGUCCAGUUUCUGGGAUCGGGGCCCGGUCCAGUCUCUGGGAUCGGGGCCCGGUCCAGUCUCUGGGAUCGGGGCCCGGUCCAGUCUCUGGGAUCGGGGCCCGGUCCAGUCUCUGGGAUCGGGGCCCGGUCCAGUCUCUGGGAUCGGGAUCGGGGCCCGGUCCAGUUUCUGGGAUCGGGAUCGGGGCCCGGUCCAGUUUCUGGGAUCGGGGCCCGGUCCAGUCUCUGGGAUCGGGAUCAGGGCCCGGUCCAGUCUCUGGGAUCGGGGCCCGGUCCAGUCUUUGGGAUCAGGGGCCCGGUCCAGUCUCUGGGAUCAGGGGCCCGGUCCAGUCUCUGGGAUCGGGGCCCGGUCCAGAGUGAGCAGUAUGUCCUGCGCUGCCGACUCCUUGAAGUAGAAAUCAUCAUCCAAAUGAAGGUUAGUGAUCUCUGUUCUGAUGUCCAGAAGGUAUUUUCAGUCAUAGUAAACAAUGGCGGUAACAUUAUGUAUGUAUAUAAAAAUAGCAGAAUUGGUCAUGAGUCCGUAAAUCGGCAGAUAUCCAUUGCAGCAGUCUGAUCCUUGACGUAUUAUAUCCUGUUCAUUUUUUAUUGUAGUAUUUAUUUGACUGAAGUCAGAAGAAAAGUGGGACACUUAGGAUUUCCAUCUUCUGUAACCUCUGCAGACACACUGAGUGAACAAAACAUUAAGGACACCUUCCUAGUAUUGAGUUGCACCCCACUUUUGCCCUCACAACAGCCUCAAUUCUUCGGGACAUGGACUCUACAAGGUGUGGAAAGCGUUCCACAGGGAUGCUGUCCCGUGUUGACUUCAAUGCUUCCCACAGUUUUGUCCUUUGGGUGUUGACAAACGAACAUUGUUGCAGUUCGUGACACUCAAACCGGUGUGCCUGGUACCUACGACCAAUUAUUGAAAGAUGUUUUUAAAUGUGUCUCAAAUUGUCUUUAUAAUGUGUUAUUUUGCAUAAUAAACCUGAUUUGAUUAAAAUUA